Molecule: messenger RNA, 1273 nt
Organism: Betta splendens (Siamese fighting fish)
Lineage: Eukaryota; Metazoa; Chordata; Actinopteri; Anabantiformes; Osphronemidae
Gene: dnase1l1l
Product: deoxyribonuclease I-like 1-like
Exons: 7
Coding region: 185-1240 (351 amino acids)
Biological process (GO): DNA catabolic process
Cellular component (GO): nucleus
Molecular function (GO): DNA nuclease activity
Source: RefSeq, a predicted model, not a curated record
GUUCUCGUCAGCACUGACACAGCACAUCCACCACACAGAUCCGAAGCGCCGGCCUUUCACCCACACUCACCUGCACCUUCCCCAGAUCCACCACAGGUGAGGAGCUGGGGCUCCUUGUGAAGCCGCCGACGGCGAGAGGCUCCUGCGGCUCAGAGCUUCUGUAGCGUGUGUCACAACAGAGGGGAUGUUGCUAAACUCUGCUUCGGUUUCAGACACACAAUCCUCCAGCGAGAUGAGGACGCUUGUUCUGCUGUUUGUUGUGGGCCUGUGCGUGCUGGACGCCGCGUCUUCCCUGAAAAUCUGCGCUUUUAAUGUUCAGAGCUUCGGGGAGUCGAAGGCGAACAACAAGAAGAUCAUGGUGAUUCUGUUAAAGAUCCUCUCUCGGUGUGACGUGAGUCUCAUUCAGGAGGUCAGAGACGCGAAGGGAGCAGCAGUACAAGCGUUGGUGAAGGCUCUUAACAGAUUUGACAAAUCCAACACUUAUUCGUCUGUGGAGAGCGAAAGGCUCGGGAGGAAAUCCUACAAAGAACAAUAUGUCUACGUCUACAGGAACAACCUGCUGAAGGUCAAAGAUCAUUAUCAGUAUCCUAAACUGGAGGGAGCGGGCGCCAACGACUCCGAUGUUUUCUCCAGAGAGCCUUUCAUCGUCCGCUUCCACUCCCCCACGACGCUGGUGAAGGACUUCGUCCUGAUCGGGCAGCACACCAGUCCAAAGACCGCCAUGAAGGAGAUCGACGAACUGUACACGGUCUUCAGAGGGGUCUGCAAGAAGUGGAAGACUGACAACGUGAUGAUCCUAGGGGACCUCAACGCCGGCUGCAGCUACGUCAGCGCCAGGGGCUGGAGAGCGGUGCGCCUGAGGAGCGACCCCCACUUCCACUGGCUGAUCGGGGACGAGCAGGACACGACGGUGCGCGAGAGGACGCGCUGCUCCUACGACAGGAUCAUCGCUCACGGCCGCCACCUCGUCUCCGGCCUGGUGGCAGGUUCGGCCCGGCCCUUCAACUUUAAGGAGGAGUUCCGUCUCAGCGAGGAGGAGGUAACGGCGAGAACGCGCUUCAUGGUCGGUUUCGGGCCGAUGGACGUUAACCUGUGUGCGUUCGUUUGGUGCAUAUUAGGCCCUGGAGGUGAGCGAUCAUUUCCCUGUAGAGGUGGACCUGAAGCCCAGCCACCGCUACCUCCUCCGCCACGAGCUGUAGGCGCUCAGCACAAACCAGCCGCCUCCUGUGUACAGUCGUAGCUUCUGUCCCAAUGAAUAAAAGCCUCCAUCAGA